AUGUCAGGAAACGAAGAAUUUAUUAGAACCCAAAUCUUUGGGACUGUCUUUGAAAUCACAAACAGAUAUACUGACCUAAAUCCUGUCGGUAUGGGUGCCUUUGGUUUAGUCUGUUCUGCUAAUGAUACUUUAACAAAUCAGCCAGUGGCAAUCAAGAAAAUCAUGAAACCAUUUUCUACUGCAGUCUUGGCCAAGAGAACUUAUAGAGAAUUAAAACUGAUGAAACAUUUGACGCAUGAGAAUUUGAUUUGUUUACAAGACAUCUUUUUGUCUCCUUUGGAAGAUAUUUAUUUUGUCACAGAGUUACAAGGUACCGAUUUGCACCGUCUGCUACAAACUAGACCUUUAGAAAAGCAAUUUGUGCAGUACUUCUUGUACCAGAUCCUGAGGGGUUUAAAAUACGUCCAUUCAGCAGGUGUCAUCCAUAGAGAUUUAAAACCAAGCAAUAUUCUAAUUAAUGAAAAUUGUGAUUUAAAAAUCUGUGAUUUCGGUCUAGCUAGAAUUCAAGAUCCACAGAUGACUGGGUACGUUUCAACAAGAUACUACAGAGCCCCGGAAAUCAUGUUGACUUGGCAGAAGUAUGAUACCGAGGUGGAUAUUUGGUCUGCUGGGUGUAUCUUUGUGGAAAUGAUUGAAGGUAAACCUUUAUUUCCAGGUAAAGAUCAUGUUCAUCAAUUCUCUAUUAUAACUGAUUUAUUAGGUUCCCCACCACCAGAUGUCAUCAAUACUAUUUGCUCUGAAAACACUUUGAAAUUUGUCACUUCCUUGCCACAUAGAAAUCCUGUUCCUUUCAAUGAAAGGUUUAAUACUUUAGAAAAUGACGCUAUAGAUCUCUUAGAAAAAAUGUUGAUAUUCGAUCCUAAAAAGAGAAUUACUGCCUCUGAUGCCUUGGCUCAUCCUUAUUUAGCUCCUUAUCACGAUCCUAGUGACGAACCAGUUGCUGAACAUAAAUUCGAUUGGCAUUUCAAUGAUGCUGAUUUACCUGUCGAUACUUGGCGUGUAAUGAUGUAUUCAGAAAUUCUAGAUUUCCAUAAGAUUGGUGGUGAAAAUGGUCAAAUCGACACAACUGCUACAUUCGAUGACCAAGUGGCCGCUGCUACUGCGGCGGCCGCCGCCGCUACCGCCGCAGCUCAAGCUCAAGCUCAUUCACAACAACAUUUACAACAACAACAACAACAAUUGCAACAACAGAAACAACAACAAUUGCAACAUCAACAAUUGCAACAGCAACAGCAGCAACAACAACAACAGUUGCAACAUCAACAGCAACAUAACAAUGCACUAAAUAGCAUAGAAGACCCAAAUAUGCAAAUGCAUCAAGGCUCUCAGACUAAUAAUGAUCUUCAGAAACAAAAUAAUAUAUCAAAUAAUACAUCCAAUCAAGAUCAGAUAUUAAGUUAUGGUGACCAAGCUAUUCAAUAUGCAAAUGAAUUCCAACAGAACUAA
Messenger RNA from Henningerozyma blattae CBS 6284, 1446 nucleotides. It is a transcript of the gene HOG1, whose product is annotated as mitogen-activated protein kinase HOG1. Gene Ontology annotation, biological process: stress-activated MAPK cascade; osmosensory signaling pathway; protein phosphorylation. The record is from RefSeq and is a predicted model, not a curated record. The transcript has a single exon. The coding region runs from base 1 to 1446 and encodes 481 amino acids. NCBI's taxonomy places the organism in Eukaryota, Fungi, Ascomycota, Saccharomycetes, Saccharomycetales, Saccharomycetaceae. Gene Ontology annotation, cellular component: nucleus; cytoplasm. Gene Ontology annotation, molecular function: MAP kinase activity; ATP binding.